Exaiptasia diaphana is the source of this 2383-nucleotide messenger RNA. RefSeq names its product histamine H2 receptor-like. Gene Ontology annotation, biological process: G protein-coupled receptor signaling pathway. The record is from RefSeq and is a predicted model, not a curated record. The transcript has a single exon. Gene Ontology annotation, cellular component: membrane. Bases 118 to 1212 code for a protein of 364 amino acids. Gene Ontology annotation, molecular function: G protein-coupled receptor activity. NCBI's taxonomy places the organism in Eukaryota, Metazoa, Cnidaria, Anthozoa, Actiniaria, Aiptasiidae.
UGAACAACUCUCUAACARCACAYUUCUAAUCAUGAAUGUCACGAUAGGACGCAGAACCAGAGAAGCAAAAAACAGGUCAGAAAAACGAUAUCUKAUUGAAGACCCCAGCCAGCCAGCAUGCAUGGUAACGGUUCCCAUGGCACCCAACAGUGUUACUUCUUGACRUUCAACACGACAAAAAUCGACCAAGUUAGARAUGUCUACAUCGUUGCAGCGACGUUGGACGCCAUACUUAUUCUACCAACAAUAGCUCUGAAUAUUUUGUUGAUUAUUUCCUUGUAUCGUUCGUCUGAGAUACGUAAACCAUCGACUAAACUUCUCUUCAGCCUGGCCUUGUCRGACGUGUUGGUAGGGAUGUUAGUUGAGCCCGCACUGCUAGCGAAAAAGAUCGCAGAGCUCGAGCACGACUUCCGUGUGUACUGCAGCACAGGAGUGAUCACUUACGCCSUAGGUGGGGCCCUCACGGCCGUCUCCUUCUACACUAUGACGGSAAUCGCUAUAGAUCGCUAUCUUAUCAUACAUAAAGGCUCAAAAUAUCGUACUUUAGUGACAAAUAAGAGRGUGAAAAUCAUUGCAGUAACAUUGUGGCUCUCGGCGUUCAUUAUCAUGACUUCACAAUUAUAUUCCCCCAGAUCACUAUAUUUUAAGGUGGCUGCGUCCAUUACCGUUGCGUGCGUUGUCAUUGCAUGGGUUUGUUAUAUAAAGUGUUUCCUGACGUUGAGAGACCAUCAGAGACUAAUUGGGAAUUUGAAUGAAGGCGUUUCAAGACUGAAGAUAAAAAACACUUGUAAUUAUAGUAAAUCUAUGCACACGAUGUGCUACGUGUUUCUAGCGUUUAACCUCUGUUACCUACCAUUCCUAUUCACUGCGAUAUCUGCUGCGAUAACUGGUGAAUCUGCAGUCAUUUGGGCAGCAGAGAGUAUUGCAUCGGUAUUCAUUUACGGGAACUCGCUUUUAAACCCAAUCAUUUUGUUUUCAAGGAUGAAAGAAAUACGAAGAGCGGUUGUUAUGACAAUGUCAAUCACCCACUCACAUAACUGGCGUAAACGUCAUGACCAAGGACAUGAUUUAAAAUGCAAAAAUGGUGUAAAUGACAUCUGUUGUGAGACACCGCGAAUCCGSUCGAAAAGUCCUUAUAACGAGCUGAUCGAGCUGAAAUUCCAGCGCCAACCGAUUAAGACAGAAGCGUCAAACUGUAAYAAGGAGCUCUAACAUCAGUGCAGUGUUGAUUUCAUUUCUGCUACCAAAAUUGGUGCAGAAAAUGUGGAAACAGAAAGGCCUCCUCUUCAGUACAAAUUGCCAUUAGUAAAAUUGCCAUUAUAUUGUAAAUCUUUCUACUUAGACUACUAGUACUGUCAUUAUGCUAUUUUCAGAUYUGGAUUAUUCCCUUUCACUAUAACAAAAACCAAAUUGAAACCAGCAUAAAAGCACGUUAUAAUAGCCGAAUGAUUUAUGAACCGAUUUCUAAAGAUUUUUGUUUUGUGACUGGUAUUUCGACUGCACCCUAGGAUAAUAGCAAUUUUCGAAGAGCUGUGGUUUGCAUGUGUUCAUUUUUUAAUUUAAAAUUUCCGCUUCCAAAAGGGCGUAAAAAAGUAUAUCGCUAUGCCACGCUGCUGACGAACACAUGGGAUGCAAAUGUGCUUUUAAAUAAUCGCUAGCGAUCGCUCACGUCUACUCAAGAUCAUCACUAACGAUCGCUUAAGAUAAAUCUCGGUUCUGUCCUCGGUGAUCGGGAGAUUACAUUAUAGAUUUUAGAAUAUUUUGAGACUCUUUUAUUGACGCAUAGUUAGUUAUUAACUAUGAUUGACGAUCGGCUACUUCAAAGUAAUCUCUCUAUCGAGCCCGGGCUCCCUCAGUUUAGCUGAUUAAUAGUUAACUAUGUUCAAAGCUGUGUAUAUCAAAAAAUCGAAACAAAAGUCAUGCUUGAAGGCGAUCUAGACUCYGAUCUAAUAAAACUGCAUUAGGACUAAGAACAAUUACAUUACUAAUUCCCAUAUCUAUAGCAAAACCUAAUACUAAAKAGCCACAUUGCAAACACAUCGCGGAAAUAAUAUAUUGAACGUACAGCUACAGGUCACGAAUCUAUAACUCGAGAUUCGACACAAGACAUAUCAGUGUACAAUGAACAAUGGAUGAUUCUGGCUUCGAUAUCAAGCUAAACACCAGCACAUACAAAAUCCAUACAAUACCCCAAUCGACUAGCGUGAAUUCGUGUAGUACGUUGAUGCGCUUUGUUCUAUAACAAUCMYAUAGUUAAUUCAGGUAUUAUGCCAAAGUGUUAAAGCAUCACUUUUCAACUACUGACUGCCGCGCGUCUAGGCGUUUUUACAUUUAAGACUUACAAUACCUCUUACAAAACACCAAAUCGACUUUUUGGCAAAGC